AUGAGGGGCCUUCUCCAUCUCCCAGCUCUCCUGGCUUCCCUGAUCUUGCUACUGAGUGCAGCACCUGCUACAAAUGCUCAGGUCACCAAGACUGCCACUAUCUGUGACACUGUGAGUCAGGUCAAGGUCCGUGUCAACAAGGCCUUCCUGGAGUCCCGGACCAGGCUGAAGACCGCCAUGAGUUCCCGGAGGCCCACCACCCGCCAGCUGUCAGAGUAUCUCAAACAUGCCAGAGGCCAGACGCGCACAGUCAUUCGCAGCGGGCAGGUCUGGGAGGAGUCCUUGAAGAAGCUGAGGCAGGUGGCCUUAACCAAUGUCACAGGUCCCAGCCUGGACUUGGCCUCACUGUCUUGGGAGGUGGGUUGUGGUGCCUCUGCCCCCACGGUGACCUGUAACAUGCAUAGCCCUUACCGAACCAUCACUGGAGACUGUAACAACAGGAAGAAGCCAGCUCUGGGCGCUGCCAACAGGGCACUGGCUCGAUGGCUGCCAGCUGAGUACGAGGAUGGGCUCUCCCUCCCCUUCGGGUGGACGCCGGGGAAGAAGCGGAACGGCUUCCCUGUCCCGCUGGCCCGUGAAGUCUCCAACAAGAUUGCCAGAUACCUGAACGAGGAGGGCGUUCUAGACCAAAACAGGUCCUUGCUCUUCAUGCAAUGGGGUCAAGUUGUGGACCAUGACCUGGACUUUGCCCCUGACACUGAGCUGGGGAGCAGCAACUACUCCAAAGCCCAGUGUGAUGAGUUCUGUGUCCAGGGAGACAACUGCUUCCCCAUCAUGUUUCCACCCGGUGACUCCAAGGUGAAGACUCAAGGAAAAUGCCUGCCUUUCUUCAGGGCUGGGUUCGUCUGCCCCACACAGCCCUACAAGUCUCUGGCCCGAGAGCAAAUCAAUGCUCUCACCUCGUUCCUGGAUGCCAGUUUGGUGUAUGGCCCUGAGCCAAGCCUGGCUGGCCGCCUACGCAACCUCAGCAGUCCCCUGGGCCUUUUGGCUGUCAAUCAAGAGGUCUCGGACCACGGGUUGCCCUACCUACCCUUUGUCACCAUGAAACCCAGCCCCUGCGAGUUCAUCAACACCACGGCGGCCGUUCCCUGCUUCCUGGCAGGAGAUUCCCGUGCCUCUGAGCAGAUCCUGCUGGCCGCGUUGCACACCCUCUUUGUCCGGGAGCACAACCGGCUGGCCAGAGAACUGAAGAGACUCAACCCUCAGUGGGAUGGAGAGAAGCUCUACCAGGAAGCCCGGAAAAUCCUAGGAGCCUUCAUGCAGGUCAUCACCUUUAAGGACUACCUGCCCAUUGUGCUGGGUGACGAGAUGCAGAAGUGGAUACCCCCAUACCAAGGCUACAAUGAAUCUGUGGACCCUAGAAUUUCCAAUGUCUUUACCUUUGCUUUCCGCUUUGGCCACUUGGAGGUCCCGUCUACCGUGUCCCGCCUGGAUGAGAAUUACCAACCGUGGGGUCCAGAGCCCAAGCUCCCCCUGCACACCGUCUUCUUCAAUACCUGGAGAAUGGUCAAAGAUGGUGGAAUUGAUCCCCUGGUGAGGGGCCUGCUGGCUACGAAGGCCAAGCUGAUGACUCAGAAUGCAAUGAUGACAGGAGAACUGCGCAACAAGCUUUUCCAGCAAACUCAUACCAUCCAUGGCUUUGACCUGGCUUCCAUCAACAUACAGCGCUCCCGGGACCAUGGACAGCCUGGGUACAACGCGUGGAGAGGUUUCUGUGGCCUCUCGCAGCCACGGACAGUAGAGGAGCUGAGCACCGUGCUGAGGAACAAGGAGCUAGCCAAGAAGCUGCUAGGCCUCUAUGGGACCCCUGACAGCAUCGACAUCUGGAUAGGGGCCACUGCCGAACCCCUGGUAGCCAGGGGCCGAGUGGGACCUCUCCUGGCCUGCCUCCUAGGCCAGCAGUUCCAGCGGAUCCGUGAUGGAGACAGAUUCUGGUGGGAAAACCCAGGGGUCUUCACCGAGAAGCAGCGUGAGUCUCUGCGGAAGAUGUCCUUCUCACGCCUUGUCUGUGACAACACCCACAUCACCAAGGUCCCGCUGAACCCAUUCCAGGCCAACAGCUAUCCCCAAGGCUUUGUGAACUGCUCAGCCAUUGAUAAGCUGGAUCUGACACCCUGGGCCUCGGUGAAGAAUUAG
Molecule: messenger RNA, 2136 nt
Organism: Jaculus jaculus (lesser Egyptian jerboa)
Lineage: Eukaryota; Metazoa; Chordata; Mammalia; Rodentia; Dipodidae
Gene: Lpo
Product: lactoperoxidase
Exons: 12
Coding region: 1-2136 (711 amino acids)
Biological process (GO): response to oxidative stress
Molecular function (GO): heme binding; thiocyanate peroxidase activity
Source: RefSeq, a predicted model, not a curated record